Messenger RNA from Panicum hallii, 1726 nucleotides. Its product is annotated as SEC12-like protein 2. Gene Ontology annotation, biological process: protein secretion. The record is from RefSeq and is a predicted model, not a curated record. The coding region runs from base 127 to 1314 and encodes 395 amino acids. Lineage: Eukaryota; Viridiplantae; Streptophyta; Magnoliopsida; Poales; Poaceae. Gene Ontology annotation, cellular component: endoplasmic reticulum membrane. Gene Ontology annotation, molecular function: protein binding; guanyl-nucleotide exchange factor activity; GTPase activator activity. The transcript is spliced from 10 exons.
CAAGCGAAAGGUCAAGUGGUCAACCUAAACGCAUUUGAGAACACGCGCACCCUCCCACCGCCAGCCGCGUGCACCUCCGGCGACCGCCGCCACCGACCCACCCGUCUCCCCCGCCGGCCGGCGGCGAUGGCGCCCCGCGGCGGCCAGUCCUACGGGUUCCCGAUCUACUGCGCGGCCUGGCUGCCCCUCGGCCACAUCCUCAAACCCGACCCGCCCGCCGGCGACGCGGACGCGGACGCGGACGCCUCCUCAGCCGCCUCCCCCUCCUCUCCGCCGCCCCCGAUGGCCGCGCUCGGCGGCGGCGGCGGGGAGGGCCGGAGCGGCGUGCCCAACAAGCUCGUCGUGGCCGCGCUGGACCCGGCGGGGGAAGAGGCGGCCCUCUCCCCCGAGGCGGUGGUUGAGGUGAAGACCAAGGAGGAGGUGCCGUACAGGAUGGCCGUCCACCCGCGCGGCGACGGCGUGCUCUGCGCCUUCCCCAAUGGAUGCAGGUUGUAUCGAUGGGAAUCACAGGAAGGAGAUGAACCACGUAAGCUAGCUUUGGAGCCUGACCAGGAAGCAUUAGCAGAUCUAAAAGAUGUCGGUUUGCAAUUGGCCGUAUCAUUCAGUGGAGAAGGUUCAAUACUUGCCACCGGUGGUGAGGAUGGACAUUUAAGGGUCUUCAAAUGGCCUGCCAUGGAGUCCGUUCUCACAGAAGCUGAUACUAAAACAUCUAUUAAGGAUCUUAGUUUCAGUUCCGAUGAGAAAUUUCUUGCUGUUAAUAGGAGCAGUGGCCCAUGCAGAGUGUGGGAUUUGCUGUCAUCUGAAGUUGUAGCUAAUUUGCCAAGAGAAGCAGGAGAAAUAUUCGGAUUCUGCAGAUUCUCUAAUAAGAUUGACAGCAGUAACAUCUUAUUUAUAACAGCAAUGCAAGGUGAUUAUGGGAAAAUAAUAUCUUGGAAUACUACCUCGUGGACAAGAGUUGGAUCAAAGAAAAUAACUCGUGAGGCUAUUUCAGCUUUCGCUGUGUCGCCUGAUGGUUCUCUUCUUGCAAUUGGAACAAUUGAAGGAACCAUUAUCGUACUAGGGUCAAAAGAUAUGCGAACACUCAUAACAGUUAAAAAGGCACAUCUUGGCAUUGUUACUACGCUCGCCUUCUCCCAGGAUUCCAGAACAUUGCUGUCAACUUCCUUUGACUCAACUGCAAGGGUGACAUCAGUCGGGUCCCCAAAGGGUAAUGGUGCAAGUGUAUGGCCCAUGCUACUAGUUAUCAUUCUAGCAAUUUUGGUAUACUACUGUAUGCAGCACAAGGAAGAGCUUCUGGCAAUGUUGCCGCGUUGAGAUAAAUUUUUGUCCAGGCACACUACUGAUAUCACAUUUACCUGCCUUUGUGAUUACCUUAUCCUCUGCUUGAGGUAUAUGUGGUAUUCUUUAGAGAUUGAGCAGAUUUGGUCUUAGGUCAACUGCCAUUAUUUUAUCUAGGACAGCGGAACAGCAAAAGGCACUUACGCCUUUACCUUGUCAUGCUUGUAUAAAAAGGGGCAUGUACUCAAAAAGUUUUGUAAGUUGAUGUCCUCAGAGUGAUAGUCCUCUGUAGUUAUGUUUCUUCUUGCUUCACCUACGAGUUACGAGGAGAUUGUCCCAAGAGUCCAAUAUAGAGUUCGAAACAGUUUACUUUGUAUGCUCAAACAAUUUAUUACACCUAUUUAAGUUGUAUGUAAAGUGUUCUUGUCAAAAAAAAUUGCAAAGAGCC